CGUAGCCGCUGCUGCGCUUCAACAGUGAGAAAAAAAUAAAGUGUUAUUCGCUCUUCGGCGUCGCAGUUGUGUCUUCUAAUCCCACCUCGAAGGCAAACCCACUCCCAGCGUGUCUCAGUGACACGGACGCUGAAGACUGGAAAGGUCAAAUUUUGGCACUGAAAACAGCGCUGGGAGUCUGCUUUAGUCGAAGGAGCUGCUUGAAUAAAUGAGGUUGUGUAACCAUGAUCUGACGCAUUAAGGUCUGCAUUUUCUCCGUGGACUCUCAUGAGCAGCACAUACAAACACAUCAGCCAUGUCUCAGUCUGAAUCCUGUGCCAAUGUGGGGGAGUGGCUGGGCGUACUUCGCCUGGAGCAGUAUUGCGAUGCAUUUCAGAGUGCCGGAUAUGCAACAUUACAACAGUGUCGCAGCCUCACACCAGAGCAACUGGAAUGCAUUGGCAUCACCCUGCCAGGUCACCAGAGGCGCAUCUUGGCUAGUCUGAACAAAACACAUGGGAAUCGCGACGCUCACGCCGUCGGACCGUGUGAGAGAUCAGAGGAAAAGGGACGAGCUGAAUUUCUGGGGGCAGAUAGACCACUGCCUGCCACACCACACGAAAAAUCUCUCCUUCAGGACAAUGUGAAGCAAGAUGGAGAGACUAUGAGACCUAUACCUAGGAAACGAGAGAAACCAGUCCCCAGAGAAAGACAAGUAUCCAGAUUGCAGGAGAGCAGCGGUGAAGGAGAGAAGCCGGUUCCUGGGAAAAGACAGAUGGUACCUAGAAACGCCGAGGAGAAGGAGAAGGAUGGAGGGCUAGAUGGAGAGAGGAAGAAGCCUGUGCCAAAAGAAAGGACUAAGUUUCGCUCUACUACUCCAGACAACUUGGACCCUAGCCCCCCUCCAGCUUUGGACACCUCUUUGCCUCCUGUUCCCCCCCGAAGCACACCAAACUGCCCUCCACAGCGCUUCACCUUACCCCCUGUUCAAACCUCUGGCUCCCCUAAGCUGGAAAGACUAGAGGUCAGGGCUCCAGCUUUACAAUGCCGAUCUGUGUCCCCGAGUUCCACAUCUGCACCUCCACAACCACCAUCCCACCCUCCAGACCUCCCUUCUACCGCAAAUAGGCCUCAGACAUUAGCCAUUCAGCCGAAUGCCCAACAUCUAACUAUCGAUGGAGGAAGAAAAUCUUCACCUGUUUCUCCCAUCCACUCCCCAUGCAGUAGAAAUAUUCCACCUCUUCCUCCAAAGGCAGGAAUAGCAUCUAAAGGCCCUCCACCAAUCCCUCAACGGUUUCCUGUUCAGUCUCCCAGAACUCACAGCCCAUCUCCCACCAAGACAGGCACGGAUGACACGCUCAGAGAACAAACUCCAGAGAUCCCACCUCGCAUCAGGCCACCUAAAAUUCAAGAAAGCCCACAACAGUUGACUCAGCCUGAUAUACAGCCAGCUCUGCCUGCUAGAAGAAUUCCCCAACCUCCCAGCGAGUAUAUGUUGGCUACGGUCAAUGAAAAUUCGAAUGACUACGAGGAGCCAGACUUGUUUGGUCCCGCUGGUCAUCGAAUGAACCCACCAGAGAGGGAUAUGUCCCUGCAAGUGCCAGAUUACACAAAGAAGCGGCCGAGUUCUCUUUGCAGUGACGAUGGAGUGCUCGACGAUUAUGAGUAUGAAGGGACUCUCCACAGCCAGCAAGGCAGUUUUUACCUACCAAACACUGGUGUUUUGGCUUCCACCAUGAAGGAAGACACCUCUCAGCUUUCUGCUGUCAUUAAGAUGGGUUGGCUGGACAAGAAUCCACCUCAGGGGGCUAUUUACUACCAGAGACGAUGGGUAAAGUUAGAUGCUGACUACCUGAGAUACUUUGACACUGACAAGGACGUGUAUUCUAAGGGGAUCAUCUCAACAGCUUUCAUCACUAAUGUGACCACUGUGGGGGAGCUGAAGUUUGAAGUUGUUACAAACAACCGAACCUUCAUCUUUAGGGCUGAAAGUGAAGCUGAACGAAACGAAUGGGUGACUGUACUGCAGGAUUGCACCAGUGGGCGCCAAAGGCACACUGUCAUGAACCCCGGCUCACCUUUAGCCCCGGACUAUCAGGGCUACUUGGAGCUAAAAGGGUUACGCUCCAAACUUUACACAGUUGUUGCCUCAGAUAAAGUUUUCCUCUACAAAAAUAUUGAUGACUAUCGUAUUGGAUUGGGUAUCACAUCUAUUGAGAUGAAUGUAGGAAACAUUAAGGUCUCAGAUCGUCGAAGCUUUGAUCUCACCACACCUUAUCGCAUAUUUAGCUUCAUCGCAGAGUCAGAGCAGAUGAGAGAGCAGUGGGUGAAUGCUAUGCGAGACGCGAUAGGUGAGGCAUUGUCUAACAGCGAGGUGGCUGAGCGGAUCUGGGCGGAGUCUAGCAACAGUCUGUGUGCCGACUGUGAAGCAUCGAAGCCGGAGUGGGCCGCCAUCAAUUUGUGUGUGGUGGUGUGCAAACAAUGUGCAGGGGAGCACAGAGGACUAGGCCCUAGCAUUUCGAAAGUUCGAAGUCUGAAGAUGGAUAAGAAAGUUUGGACAGAAGAGCUUAUUCAGUUAUUCCUGGUGAUAGGCAACGAGCGGGCUAACAGUUUUUGGGCAGCUAAUGUCCCACCAAGUGAAGCUCUGUCGCCUUCGAGCUGCAGCGAAGAAAGAAGACGCUUCAUCAGCAACAAAUACCGCCAGGGCAAAUACAGGAGGUACCACGCUCUGUAUGGAAACCAGAUGGAGCUCAAUCACGCUCUCUGUAUAAACGUGCAGUGCAGCGAUGUGCUGGAGACGCUGAGCCUGAUUUUCUGCGGUGCAGAUGUGAAUUGUUCAGCUGGGCUGGAUAGUCAACCAACCCCCCUCUCCUUGGCCACCGCACACUCGCAACCCCUACAGGCCGAGUUAUUGAACCAUAAUCUGAACACAGAGUUACCACGGUUAGAGGAGGUGGAUGCUAUGGACCCAGAACCUUACCCACUACCUCCUUCCGUGUCUCACAAUGGCUUCCUAUUCAAAACUGGAUCCAUGGCUCGGCCAGUCACAGAGCGCAAGGCCAAAGAGGAGUUCAGUCGUCGCUGGUGCACGCUAAAUGAUGGCGUUUUCAGCUACUACGAAAGUGACAAGAACUCAAACCCAAAUGGAGCUCUCAAGGCUUCAGAGAUCGUGUGUUUGGCUGUUGACAACGAUGACAAACAUGGGUAUGACUGUACCUUUGAAAUUUAUUCAGAGUCUGAGCGUCUCUACCUGUUUGGCACCGAUGACUCAGAAGUCAGAUCCCAGUGGGUCAAGUCUAUCGCCAAGACCUUUAUUCCAGUCUCUGCAGAACCUUUGCUGAGAUUGAGUUUUGAGAGGAUUGGGAAGCUGAUGUGCAAAGAUGGCUUGAACCUACAAAGGUCCAAAGUUGGGUGGUUUGCUCUGGAGGGGUCUGUACUUCACGUUUACCUGGAGGGCAGUCAGGUGGAGGAGAUCCACCUCCGCAAACUGAACGAACUAUCAAUUCAGCAAGACAAUGAAGUCAUGGUUCUGGUGGGGAAAGGCAGAACUCUCUACAUAGAAGGAAAGAGAAAGCUGGAUUUUUCUUGCUGGUGUACAGCUAUCCAGGCAGCUGCAGGGAGUGGAGGAGACACGCUGCACGAGCAGCAGCUCACAGAGACGGACAUACCAGUGAUCGUAGAUAGCUGCAUUAACUACAUCACACAGUGUGGUAUGGUGUCAGAGGGAAUUUAUCGCAAGAGCGGUGUGAACUCUCGUGUGGCAGCUCUGUGCGAGAGGUUUCGUCGCGAUGCUCGCAGCCUUUGUCUAAGGGAAGGAGAGCAUCAGGUGGACGACGUCUCUAACACACUCAAACGCUUUUUCAGGGAGUUGGAUGAGGGAGUGUUCACAAAACAGGAAUUCCAGUCCUGGCUCAGCACUGCAACCAUUCAGGAUGAAAGUACGAAAAUCUCCGAGUACAAGCACUUAUUGAACAAACUGCCUCAUGUCAACAAGGCAACACUACAAGCCCUUAUCAACCAUCUCUACUGCGUGCAGCACUUUUCGGAUGAAAACCAGAUGAACAACCAUAAUCUGGCCAUCGUGUUCGGUCCCACACUGUUCCAGACUGACGGGAAGGACUAUGCUGCUGGCCGCGCCAUUGAAGACCUCAUCGAGCACUACAAACUCAUCUUUGAGGUGGAUGAGCAGCAGCUGAACAAGCAGAUAAAAGUGAUCGAAGCUAUCCGCCAAAUGCGGGAAUUGAAAAACCCUCCUUCUGAACGAGGAGGUGACUUCAUUUGUACUGUGUACCUGGAGGAAAAGGCGCCCAGCGCAGAGAAACAUGUGAAGAUUCCUGGUUCUAUGACAGCAUUAGAGCUCACAUUGGAAAUUCUGGACCAGCGUAACAUCCCAAUUAAAGACAAAGAUUACUGGAGCUGCUGGGAGAUCUGUUGCAAGGAAGAAAUGGAGCGCCCGCUGCACUAUCAGGAGCGAGUCUUGCCCAUCGUUCACUCCGUCGGCACAGAGUCUCAUCUGCUUAUAAAGAAACAUCCUGCAAUGGAGGCCAUCACUCUUUACCUGUCCAGUAAACCGGACGCAUCCAAACACGGGAUGAUAAAAUUCAGAGAGGAGCGAAGCAUCUUGGGUUUGGGCCUCACCAGCUUUCAUGAUCGUUAUUUCAUCCUCAAUUAUAACUCGCUCAGAAUGUACAAGGAUGUCAGAAGUAAUCGUCCAGAACGUGAAUGGCCAGUGAAAAACUUGAAGGUUUACCUAGGUAUCAAGAAGAAACUCCGUCCUCCCACAUGUUGGGGACUGACAGUUCUGUAUGAGAGCAAGAAACAAGAGAAGCCCGAGAGACAGCAGUGGUAUCUCUGUUGUGAGACCCAGUCAGAAAUGAGGGAGUGGUAUGCUACAUUUCUCAGUAUUCAGUACGACGGUAACGUGUGGCCUCAGGAUGGACUCCAGCACAAGCGUGUGAGUCGUGAGUUGCCAGAUACACGUCAUGGUAACGUGUCACUGAUACCGCUGCGUGGCAGUGAGAAUGAGAUGCGGAACAGUGUUGCAGCUUUCAGCCAAGACCAGCUUGCUGCUAGAUCAUCGGCCUCAUCAGAUGUCCCCUAGACAUUCCAGUGACUUCAUCAUUCCCGAGUGGCAGACACUGAGAAAAACACUUAUAAUGUAUUCGGCUAAUGGCCUUGCACCUCCUUUUGUUCCUUUGAAUACGUGCUGGAAUGAAAACAAUUCAACGGACAACAGGAUCACACCGCUUUCCAUGCACAGAUGAACUGAAUGAAGAGAAACAGUUUGUCGGACCACAGUUUCCCUAAAGAGGGCCUGAAUCGAUUCCAACCUGAUUUGCACCUAAUGUUUCCACUGGACUCAUAAGAGACAAACCUUUAUUUCUUUAUAUAUAUUUUUUUGGGGGGGCGGCACAAAAGACCAGUAAUCCUAGGCACCGGCACAGCGUGCUCAGCAGGUUUGACAUUCAUUUUGCAGCCGAGUCAUAUUUUUAAACUUCUCUGUACUCUUUGCUCAACAAAUCAUCAGAUCAGUGUAAAGUUUAAAUUAAGUAAUUGUAGCUUUUGUGACGUUGAUAUCAGAGGACACUGUGACCUGAUUUUCUCUGGAGUUUGUUCCAAGGGGACCAAACUGGACUGAAAAAUGACAGGUGAUGGAUGAUGUUAGUCCGCGGGACAUUGGCCGGUGCUGUGGAAAACCUUAGUCUGAGGUUUUUUUUUGUGCUUUUUGCAUAUGUGCAGUACUGUGCAUAGAGUGCGUUUACAUGGGGAUAUGAAGAUAUGAAGACCUUCGGGGAGUAAAGCAAGGAAAAAAGGCUGAAAAAAGGCAUUUUUUUUUCUCUUCUUCCUUUAUCUUUUCCUCCCAUCCUCACUGCACUGCAUCCUCUUUGUAGAUAUUUUUUUUAUUUUUUAAAUCCUGAGCUACCGAAUACAGCGCAUUAACCAGCAGUAUUUAUAAAGUUUUAGAUUAUGUGUUAGUCGCUUUUUUGUUAUCUUCUUUAUGCACAGCUUAGAAUCUUUGCGGGAUCGUGUUUUUUAUAGAAAGGAGCACAAAAGUGGUGCUGAAAAAUCUGUAGGUACAAGAAACGAAGUGCUUUACGAUGCUCCGUCAUUCCUUCUACAUGAAUCCAAGCUUGUAUAUAUUUAAUGUAAAGAAUUAAUCUGCCAACAGUUGCCUUACCAGCUUCGCUGAGCAAUUCCUCGUCGUCGCUUCCUUUUAAUGUUCUCACCUGUGGGAUUCCCGUAAUGUAAAGAUUUAUUUAUUUUGACAGCAGAGGACGCUCUGGUCCUGUUUUCUCAACCUGAGUUGGUGAUGAUCUUGACGUACCUGUGAAGAAUGUGUAUUUACAGUAGUGUGCCAUUAACUGCCUUCUGACCUCAGCAGGAGUCCUGAAGACUCAACUGUGUAAUAGCAUGUUGUAUACAAAGUAUUCACUCUGUACUUCUUAGUGGUUUAUUGUUUUACAACAUUGACUUAGAGUGGGUGUACUUACUUUUACAAAGGUUCUUGGCGCUGAUCAUCAGAUUUUAGUUUUCAGGUUUAAAUGUAGCCUGUAUAUAAGUUGUAGCUUUCAGGUACAGGUGUGAUCUAACCAUAAAUUAUCGCUCACACCUGGGUUGCACAAAAAUAAUCCCUUUUAUGUGAUUUCUGGAACACUUAGCUGAAGUAUUGAUGGGUUACAAAAUAUGCAGGUGAUUAUUUUAAAUGUUUCACAUAAUGUGGAUACUUUUUUUUUUUUUUAAUCUUAUCACUCUCAUCCUUCUACAUCAUUACAAUUCAAAGUUGUAAAACAAAAGUCCAACAGAGGCUGUUAGAUACUGUUUAUAGAUGGUGUGUUUCUUUGUCCCUGCCUUUUGUAUUCUGUUACUGUGCAUUUUACAAAUUAUUGCAUCUCUAAAACUCUAAUAAACACAUUCUGCUAGUU
Messenger RNA from Oreochromis niloticus (Nile tilapia), 6902 nucleotides. It is a transcript of the gene arap1, whose product is annotated as ArfGAP with RhoGAP domain, ankyrin repeat and PH domain 1. The transcript has 34 exons. Bases 296 to 5080 code for a protein of 1594 amino acids. Gene Ontology annotation, biological process: signal transduction; regulation of cell shape; positive regulation of GTPase activity. Gene Ontology annotation, molecular function: phosphatidylinositol-3,4,5-trisphosphate binding; GTPase activator activity; protein binding. Gene Ontology annotation, cellular component: cytoplasm. The record is from RefSeq and is a predicted model, not a curated record. NCBI's taxonomy places the organism in Eukaryota, Metazoa, Chordata, Actinopteri, Cichliformes, Cichlidae.